AUGAAGUAAAGAAUAAAGAUUGUCUUUUAGGAAGAGUAUAAUUUAGAAAACUUAAUAGAUAUUAAUAGGAAAAGGAAGUAAAUCUUAAAUAAACCAAAAUAAAAAUAUAGUGAUGAUGAGAUUUAAGAUUAAUCUGAUGAAAGUGAUAUAUCGGAACAGAUUUAUGAUUGGCGAUUGGAUUUAGUUAUAAAUUCACCCAAUUCAAGAUUUAUUGCAUUUAAUAUCAACAAGGAAAACGAUUAUGAGGAAAGAUGCUAUUUUCAUGUUAUUAUUGAUACAUUAACAAAAAAGAUUAAGUAUCAAAGAAAAUUUUAUGAUAAUACCAAAAUGUUAUUUACUUAUGAUUCAAAAUAUCUUAUAAUAGAAGAUGAUUCAGAAAAUUUUCUUGUUGAUUUAGAGACAUUUAAAGAAAUAUCAAUUGAUAAAAAGCAUGAUUCAAUUAUUUCAAUUGAUUAUGAAAAUAAUAUUUAUAAACUUAGUUCUAAAUAAAAUAAACCUAUUGUUUUUUGCAUUUAGGAUAAUUAAUAAUAAACAAUUAAUAUCAAUUAAGAAAUAAUGAAUGAAGUAUUAAUUAACUUUGAAAAACUGUACUAAAAUUAUGCAUUUGUUAAAACCUUAAGAAAUAACUUUUUAGUUUUUUUAUCUAAUAAUAAAAUACUUUAAAGAAGUUUAUAAAAGAAUUAUAAUUAAGAUAGCCAAAAUUGGAUAUUUAAUAAUUCUAUUAUUGUAUAAUAAGUAAAUAAACCAAAUUAAAUUUAUGUUCAGAAACUCAAUAAUUUUAAAAUUAUUAGGAAAUUUAAGUAUCUAUAUGAUGAUCUAAUAUUUAAAAACGACUAAUCUAUUUAUAAAUACAAUUUUUCUAAAUUAAAUUAUAAGGAUGGAAAUAAAAUAGAAAGAACAAAUCUCAUAACAGGAAUUACAAUUAAACCUGAUUUAGAUUUAGGAAAAUAUAAUAGAAAUUAUUAUAAAUAAGUAUUUAUUACAUAAAAAUAUUUUGUUGAUCUUGCAAAUAAAAAACUAAGAUAUUUUAGAAUUUUAGAUUGA
Molecule: messenger RNA, 1044 nt
Organism: Paramecium pentaurelia
Lineage: Eukaryota; Ciliophora; Oligohymenophorea; Peniculida; Parameciidae
Source: the annotation of a GenBank genome assembly